Molecule: messenger RNA, 2358 nt
Organism: Boleophthalmus pectinirostris (great blue-spotted mudskipper)
Lineage: Eukaryota; Metazoa; Chordata; Actinopteri; Gobiiformes; Gobiidae
Product: potassium voltage-gated channel subfamily B member 1-like
Exons: 3
Coding region: 1-2358 (785 amino acids)
Biological process (GO): protein homooligomerization; potassium ion transmembrane transport
Cellular component (GO): voltage-gated potassium channel complex; membrane
Molecular function (GO): delayed rectifier potassium channel activity; protein binding
Source: RefSeq, a predicted model, not a curated record
AUGCCUUCAGCUCCGAGCAGUCUACCGAAGAUCUCCACGCAGCCCCGGGGCACCAUCCUGCCCCCUGACACCAUGGACAUCAUCCGGAGCAAGUCCCAGUCCCGUCGGGUGAGGUUGAACGUGGGCGGGCUGCUCCAUGAGGUCCUGUGGAGGACUCUGGACAGGCUUCCCCGCACCAGACUGGGCAAGCUGAGGGACUGCAACACUCACGAAUCCAUCAUGGAGAUCUGUGAUGACUACAGCCUGGAAAAUAACGAGUACUUCUUCGAUCGACAUCCAGGGGCGUUUACGUCCAUACUCAACUUUUACAGGACGGGGAAGCUGCACAUGAUGGAGGAGAUGUGUGCUCUGUCCUUCAGUCAGGAGCUGGAUUUCUGGGGUAUUGAUGAGAUCUACCUGGAGUCGUGUUGCCAGGCAAGGUACCACCAGAAGAAAGAACAGAUGAACGAGGAGCUAAAGAGAGAGGCGGAGAACUUGCGCGAGAGAGAGGGUGAGGAGUUCAGCACCACCUGCUGCUCGGAGAAAAGGAGGAAGCUAUGGGACCUGCUGGAGAAGCCCAGCUCCUCAUUUGCCGCUAAGAUUUUGGCGAUCAUCUCCAUACUCUUCAUUGUGCUCUCCACUAUUGCCUUGUCCCUGAACACCCUCCCAGAGCUCCAGGACACAGAUGAGUUCGGGCAGCCCACAGAUAACCCCCAGCUGGCCCAUGUGGAAGCUGUGUGCAUCGCCUGGUUCACCAUGGAAUACCUCCUCCGCUUCCUCUCCUCCCCAAACAAGUGGAAGUUCUUCAAGGGUCCACUGAACAUCAUUGACCUGUUGGCCAUCCUUCCAUAUUAUGUCACAAUAUUUUUAACAGAGUCUAACAAAAGUGUGCUGCAGUUUCAAAAUGUCCGCCGUGUGGUGCAGAUUUUCAGGAUCAUGCGAAUCUUGCGUAUCCUCAAAUUGGCUCGGCACUCCACGGGUCUACAGUCUUUAGGUUUUACACUUAGAAGGAGCUACAAUGAACUUGGACUGCUCAUUCUUUUCCUAGCCAUGGGCAUUAUGAUCUUCUCUAGUUUGGUGUUUUUUGCCGAAAAAGACGAGGAGGACACCAAAUUUAAAAGUAUACCAGCGUCAUUUUGGUGGGCUACUAUCACAAUGACUACAGUUGGCUAUGGGGACAUCUACCCAAAAACUUUACUAGGGAAGAUAGUUGGGGGGUUGUGUUGCAUUGCUGGAGUACUGGUGAUAGCAUUACCAAUUCCAAUCAUUGUUAAUAACUUCUCAGAGUUUUACAAGGAGCAGAAACGCCAGGAGAAAGCCAUUAAAAGAAGGGAGGCCUUAGAGAGGGCAAAGCGAAAUGGUAGUAUUGUGUCUAUGAACAUUAAAGAUGCAUUUGUUCGUGGUGUGGAGCUCAUGGACGUAAUGGUAGAUGAAGGUAUAGAAAACAAAAAAGAGAAACCCCAGGAUAACCAUGUAUCUCCGAGUAUGCACGUUAAAGAUCAGUCUAAUCUGAGAUCAAACAACAGCAGUCCCACCAGGAACAUCGACUCAACAUUCAAAGAGCAAGUCAAGACAUCCAGCAGUCCGCAACAUUUAAGCGCUCAAAAACUAGAGGAGAUUUAUAACAAGAUGUCCCUGUCAGAUGCGCAGGGGAACAGUAAUAAGGACAGGGGCACGGGGUCCAAACCAGUGAGGCAGAGGGCGGAACUAGAGAUGGGAGCGAUACCGACAGCGCCUCUCUGCAGCACCGCAGAUCCAGUGACAGAUAUGAAGAGCAUUUCCAGUAUUGAUAGUUUCAUGAGCUGCGCCACCGAUUUUCCAGACAGCUCAAGGUUUUCCCAAAGUCCAAUCGGCAGCAUCCAUCAGGGCAGAGUGAGCACCAACCCCAGCCUGGAGCCCACCUUAGAGGCAGAUCACGAGGGGUCCCAGGGCUCUCUUACCCCCAUGUCCAAGCAAAAUCCUUAUCAAGACCAUCACAUCAGUCGUCCGAACAAAGCGCAUACAAUACGAGUGAACUAUCGGCGCGGGGAGGAGUCAGGAGCGGACAGUUCAUCUGUGCAAAGUCCGGAUGCAUCUCUGUACACCACCGCUAGUAGCAGGACGCCCACCAAAAGCCCAGAGUACAUUCGCCCAAAUAUUUUCACAUUCCAUGAUUCGUCAAUAAGCAAAUUCAUUGACGCAGAUACAGAUGAGGAGGAGCACCUUCAUGACACAAGUGCAAACCCCACACGAAGACUCCUGGACAAUGGCAGCCCCAAGUUUGGACGGCGUUCCAAUCACACUCAGAGGAAGUUGAGCAAUUCUUUGGGAAUAGAAAGCCAGGAUAACCACAUGGCUCAGGAUCUAUCGCCACAUCAGGGAGACAGCUCCAAUGCAUAA